AUGAAUCAAAGCAAGGUGGAUUUUCAGCCAUUUGAAUAUUCCUACUAUGACUAUUCGGACUGGUACUCCAACAAUGCAGAGCCAACCAAACCACCCAAAGAGUAAGUAUCAGAGACUGUGAAGGUAUAUUAUUAAUAUCUUAUUUACUGUCGAUAAAUCAACCAUCCAUCUCUGCUACCAGUUGAUCCCGUGUACAGGGAUUGUAUUAAAUACAGAUUUCUUAUAGGUGUUGCACAGGGAGCCUGUCUAGGUCCUCUGCUUUUUAUAUAAAACAUGCUCUCUCUGGGCGAUGAUACCUGAAAUCAGCUCAUAUGUUGAUGACACACAGCUGUUUGUUACCUUUGACCCAGCUGUUGACUAAAUUAUUUGUCAUUUCUCAUUUAGCCAGGCAAUGCAGACAAAUCUUCAUGAACUUAACUGUUAAAAAAAGCUGUUUUUCUUUUAAGUCGAUGCUCAGAAGAAAAAAAAACAACAACUACACCCUCCUGGUUUGGGUAGUUUAAUCCUAAAGAUGAAACCAGAAGUCCUGGACACAGACUUAAAGAGGUGGCCAAAGGAGUUUUCUUCAGAGUGAGGCUCUUAUGGGGGAUUUUUUGGCUUGUUGUGAAACUGGCUGAUAUAAAAUAUCAGUGUUUUCAUGAGGUCGAAACCAAAGGAGACCAUCAUUCUCAGUAAUUAGUUAAUUUCCCUGUUAAAGAAAACAAACUUUUGACCUAAACAACAUGACUUACAAAUCUGUGAGCAAGAUAAGAAAGGAGCUGAGGGACCACUUUGUGCACACAGGGGGCCAAAAUCAUCAAAAAUAAAAGUUUUUUUAAGGAGCUUUAAGGAAUUCUUCAAAGAUUCAGUUCAUGUCAGGGAAAAAAAAAUCUUUUCAUGUCAUUAAAGCUCCUGUGAAGAGUUACAAGCUGGUUUUAGAAGAGGUUAUAAUUUAAAGAUCUUUUUUUUGGUUCGCUCAAGGCUUUGAGACAGUUGAACUUAAAUCUUUGAUAGGUGUCUGGAUCCUCUAUUGCAAGUUUGCAAGAAUAUUGUUUUUUUUCUGCAUUAUUCAACCGUGAAGGACCUCCCUGCUGGAGAAUAUGAUCAUUGCAAAAUUUCUUUAAAAUAAAAACACGUUUGCAGCGUUACCUGUUAUCACCUGUCUGCAUUUGUUCCAUUAGGUCCUGAUUUGACUUGAGUUUAAUUACCUGUUUAAUUUGACCUGUUUUUGUUUUUGUCAUGUUGUGCUCAAACCUACUUUUCUUAUGCAUUUCUUUAUUUUUUAAACCUUUCAAACAAAUAGUCCUCUGUUCCUCCUCUUGGUGUUCAUGCUUGUCUUGUUGGCUGCUUAUCUGAUUAAGUCUUCACCCAUGUAUCUUCACUUUUUCAUACUUUGUACUGCUGUCUCAGUUUAAAAAGUGAUGGACAGGUGGAGUUGCACAGUUAUCCUUUUUUUUAUUUGAACCUGCAGUUCAGGUAUCCGAAGUAUCUUCUUCUCAACAACUUAAAACCCAAAUUCUGCUCUAAAUAGCAUAAUUUUAUGAAGUUAUACAACUCAAAACAUCCCCACAAAUAGUUACAAUAUCUUUUCAAUUUCAUUUAUAAAGCAAAUUUCGCAUACCCAAUGUGCUUUUAAUACAAUUGCACCAACCCACUCAACUCACACACAUAUGAGUUAAGGUUUGAGUAGCCAUUUAAGCUUGAUAUAAGUAUAUGAGUAUAAGUAGACAGUCUAAUUAAUGUAUUGCACUAAGAAUACAUCUCAUUAAACUUCAUUUUUGUCACCUUUUUAUCACAGAAUUAUCUUACCAUGUGACCCCACAGUGGACGAAAAGCUCUUCAACAUAUGCAUGGCAUCAGCAUCUGUAAGUAUAUUUGAGUAAAAAGCAAACCUCUAUGGUUUAAAAGUAAGGGCAUGUGAAGUUGAUUGGUAGUUUAAAAAGUCACACCGAGUUAGGGCCUGUGUGCACCAACAGUGUUUUUCUAUGUGAUUGCAGCGUGUAUUUCCCAGGCAAAACCAAUGCAAUUUAAUGUUUUCACCACUCGGCGUCCUCAGCCCCAAAACUCACAGCUUAAUAUCACCAACCAAUCAAAAUUAAGAAGGGGUGCGACCUCCAAUGACAACAAGGGAAGUGCAACAUGACAAAUUUCGUAACCUGAAAAUUAUAAGUGCUAGUAAGUGCUCAAAAAUUGAGGUUGUUGUUGCUGCCAGCACAACGAAACAUUGUCAGUGGACACAGGCCCUUAUUCAGAAAGAGGUUUGAAGGUGUUUUUUAAAAGUGAACGAACAAGAAAACUUUAUAAAAGUUGUUCAAAAGUGAAGUUGAAUGUAAAGUUUAUCCUCGUCUUAACUAAGGGUCUGAGGAUAAACUCUGCUUCAGGGAGACUUUGAGUUUAAUGAGGUUUGACAUCGCUUUGCCCUCACCCAAUUCUUCAUAAAUACCAUUUUAUAAUGAGUAAUGGACUACGACAGCAGGGUCACUGCAGCUGAUUAAAAAUAACAAGACUCUGGAGUCUGAAGAAUGUUCUCUUCUUUCUCUGUCUCUCAUAUGUUGUUCCAAUUAUGUCUUCUGAUUAUGUCUCUUAUACAAAGUUUUGGUGCUUCAAUAUUUCCUCCAAGUCCUUUGACCCAAACAGACUCUCCUCUCUUUGCUUUUCUGCUAUUUAAAAAAAUCUUUAGCCUUUUUACUUCAAUUUCUUCCUCAAUGAACCUCAAAGUCGCCUCUAAUGACCCUAUUUUUGGAUUCUGUUGCCUCCUGGAUGAGCUGAUUUUGCCUAAAGCACUUUUAAAACUCUGCUUCUGCAUAUUCUUAAUGUUAGAUUACAUAUUUGUUUGUGAAUAUUAACCCGUCCAGUGGCAAAAUUGUCACAGCUUUGUAAGGGUUUAGCUUUAUUACUACACAAAUAAAAAUGUGAACCUGUUUGAGACUACGUCAUCAUACAGCGGUCAUAUUUUUCCAUGCCUUUAACUUGAGCUUUUUCACAGACAACCCAUUUUAAUGCGGGCAGUCUCGUCAUUUCACAAAGUUGGGUUGUUCACAGAAAUAGACAGCGCUAAUUGAAAUUAUGCAAAAAAAUCAAUUAGCAUGUCAAUUCUGAAAAGUUGCCAUCUCUGUGUCAUGCAUAUGUAGGGGGAAACUAGACCACAUUGAGCUUUGCUGAUGGUAAUUUUGACACAUGAUAUGAGUGAAGAAGAUAUUAUAUUGCACAGUAAUAUCAGGUACUAAUAACACCACAGGCUGUCUUUUGGAUUAAUGAAGUAGGGCCUGUGUCCACUGACAGCGUUUUCUUGAACUUGCAUGCAUGACCUGUAUGUACAGAAAACUUCAAAAUACACUUAAUGUCGUGAGAUUACAGAAGUUAUCCAGCACCAUUUUUGCUUCCUAUAGUGGUGUGCUGCUACAGCCAAAAACACUGUAAAUGGACAAAGGCCCUUAGCAAAACGAACUGGGACCAAAUUUGUUGUAAAUUAGUAACAGAGCUUCUGAAAGACUUGCCACAACUGUAGGUCAUGAUAGUUAUUUUUCCUGCAGACAGCUGAGGCUGAAGAGGAUUGUCUUUUUAAAAAAAAAAAAAAGAAAAAAAAAGAAAACAGAGGCAAGAUUGAGUUCAUGUCCUUUUGAUUUCAGUGUGUUUCAUUUAUAAUCUGGAUUACAGAGGUUUUAAUGUUUUCAUCUCUUCCCUGCAGCUGGUGGCCGUGUUGGUCCUGGCGGUUCUCGCAAGGAAACAUAAACUGAUUCAAGGAUUCGCAAGAGGAUCGUCUGGUAUCCUCAGGUGAAAUUUUGAGAACUUGUUGAGGAGGUCGGUCUGCCUGUUGCCAGAGCAAAUUUUAACUCAGUGAUGAGUCUUAAAGUCUGCAGAGAUGACUGCUUAAAACUUCCCAAACUCUUCAGUCUGGCAGAUUGUUCCAUCCUGGUGUUGGGCUUUAUUUGAUAACUGAUCCUCAUGUCCAGCCUGUUCAUCUACAACUUGUGCUGUAUGUCCAAUCACCGGGAUUAUUCUGCCGAAAUGAAAACCUUCCAGUCUUUUAGAGUUUAACUAGCCCCCCUUGUCUAUGAAAACAGACCCUAUCACAUUGCAUCUAACAAGGAAGGGAUUAUUCUGCUACCAAACUUGUUAAAUACACUACUGUCUUAAACUGUCUUAUAUCAUCUAAGAGUUUCUGUAUAAUCUCUCAGUCCAGCUAACUUCCUGGAUCAGACGCAGCAGAAAGGCGUGGCCAUGGCUGUUUUUGGACUCAUCUUCAGCAAGCUGUCCAUGCUGGUGAUCGCCCCCGACCCUCUACCUUUUGUCAAAGACACUACAACUGAGAGUAAAGGUAUAAAAUAUUCACAUAGAAAAAUAACAGAGAAAAAGGUCAAAUGAAAUUAGAUUUUCAGUUUAUGUUUAUUUAUCUUCUUCUUUCCCAGAGUAUAUGAAGAUCAUGGCCAUUUUCUACUACCCUCUGCUGUAUUUUCCUCUGAUGGUGUGUGGCACUCUGCAGCACAAAGUGGGUUACGUCAUCGGGAUGCUGCUCUCCUUCGGUCACUUCGGGGGGCUGGUGUGGCAGAAGUUCGACUGUCCCAAGACUCCAGAGGUUAGAGAAAGAUCUGUCAAUGCUCCAAACUACACUGACAUUUCUCUUGUGUAUAAUCUGUCAAAUUACCAAUUUUCUGCUGAUUCAGUAAUCUUAGAAAUUAAAGAUUUUUGACAUCUUUAUUUUUUAAAAUUUAAUCCAGGAGAAACUAAUCAAGACAUGAGCAAUAUGAAUAAAAGCAUGGUCGAGUCUCUACACAAACUGGGAUUAGAGCUGUCACAGUGUACCAGUAUUGACACUAACAAUCCUUAUUAAUGUAUUAAACAUUGAUGUAGUUUAUACUUCAAAAUAAAAGCACAGUUUUAUAAAAGUUUGGGCAGUGCAGUGGUAAGUGUUGGUGCGUCACAAUGAGAAGGUUCCUGGUUCGAAUACCUGGUCAAGAUAAUGGAUGGAUGGAUGGAUGGAUGAAGUAAAGCAACAUAAAUACAAAUAAAUUGUUUUAGAUCCAUUUAAACUUGAUAUUUCUCUUAUUUCCCUCCACACAGAUCUAUAAGUUCUACGCCCUGCUGGCCAGUAUGCCUCAGCUGGGUUGCCUCUUAUACCUCUGUGUCCAGUUUCUGAUUCUGUUUGUCAAAGGACCAAAAACCGACGAGGUGAGACGAGUCCAAAAACACUCAAAUCUAACCCAACAGUAUCUCUGCUUCAGGAUAAACGCGUACAUUGAAAGGUGUAAACUAAUCUCAGGCUGUCUCUGGUGUGAACGGAGAAAGAAACAUGAAUUUCAACAAUGCCGAGUUUCACCAUGAUUACUGUAAGCAGCUUGAGCAGAAUGAAGUGGGUUUAACUCAGUGUCGUUGAGCCGAUUAUGACGAUGGAGGUGAUAUUGUUUUUCCUUUUCAAAACAUUCGAACAACAGAGUUUUUGUUUUAAACGCAGCUUUAAUCUGUUUGCAAAGGAUGGUGAGGAAAACUGCCUCCAGACACACAACUUUUAACUUCACUCUUUGGUCAGAUUUUCCUCGUAAUUUACACUCAGUGUUUGUUUUCAUAGGGCAGAACAAGGAUUCAUUUUAGUUUGAUUUCUGUUCACAGGACCUUGACAGCAGCUACUACACCAUGUAUGUGAAGUUAAUCCUCAGGAAAAAGAGCUCAGCUAACAGGUGAGGGUAGAAAAGAUGGAGAAUAAGAUCACUUUCUGGAGCACCUACAUACAUGCAAAAAAUAAAAAAAGAUAUAUAUAUUUUUUUGAUUGCUCUUGGGGGCCCCCUAUUGGCCACGGGGUCCUAAGCAGGCGCAUAGUUCGCUUAUUAUAUUAUUCCUCAUUUUUCUCUGUUUAUUUAUUGAUUUUAGCUCCUCGGCUGCAGACAAACAAACCCUCUUGCAGAGAAUCCUGGAAGUGCCCAAGAGUUACAUCUAUGUACCAGACAAAGGUUUGUGCUCUCCUCACACAUGGAAAGAUUUAUCUUUAUAUUCACUGUUAACAAUGACUUUAUCUCUACAGUAACCUUUGUGUCUGAUUAAAAGGAAAACUCUCAUCAGCUAACACUUCAAUAAUGUCUUAUUAUUAUUUGUCUUUCAGUGUUUUGUUUCCCGCUCAAACUUGCCAUUUCUGCGUUUGUGUCCUUUGUGGCCAUUUAUCAAGUAAGUCUUUCAUGAACAGUAUCGCAGAAUCUUUUCAUACAUUUAGGCUAAGAAAUAUAGAGUGAUUAUCUUUUAUUAAGGGGUUACAAAUAAUCUGGGUUGGCCUACUUAUGUAGCCUUAUGACCCUGAGGUUGUAAGCAAGGCUGUUUUGCAGGGAGAGUUAAGACUAAUCUAAACAAAGUGUUGAGUUUCAGAACAGUACCACACGUCAUCAUGGGUAGCCUCCUGGAGAAUUGAUAUGUUGUACCCAUGAUGACGCGAGACUCAUGCACCCACACACACACCCACACCCACGCACAUAUCUGAGGUACAAGCAGUACACAAUGGCUGUAUUCAGAUACACACUGGACAGUAUAAAUUACUGAUACUAUUCUGAUUUCUACAUCUGUAUAAUAAAAGACGCCCAGGCUGCUCUUCAGAUCUCAUCCUGUCUCCUGUGCGUUGUUUUCCUGAGUUUAUGUUGGAUCUUCCUCCUGGCUGGCUCGCCAAUUAUGUUGUGGAAUGUUCUGGCAGACAGAUAGUUUUGGUCCCUCGCUUACAACCUCUGAGUCAUAAGGCUGCAUAAGUAGGCCAACCCAGAUGAUUUGUAACCCCUAAUAAAAGAUAAUCACUCUAUAUUUCUUAACCUAAAUGUAUGAGAAGAUUCUACUACAACAGUCAUCAUGACCUUUGACCUGAAAUAUUGCUCUGACUCUUUCUCUAAAUUACCUGAUCUGUUCUCCUUUCAGACGGCGUUGUUGCUCGUGGUCCUGGUGGUCCCCGUCCUCCACAUCGUCCGUGCGGGUAUCGAUGAAAACAUCGCCUUCCUGCUGCUCGGCUUCGGUAUCAUCCUGUCAGAUGACAGGAUGGAGGUGGUCCGAAUCGUCACCUUCUACACCUGGCUGCUGGAGGGUAUGCGGAGGAAGUCUUGUGGCUGAAAUAUGGAAACGUUUUCUUCAUUUUAAAAUCAUCGUUCAUCUCUUUUUCGUCUGUGUUUUAGUUUGCUACCUGUGUGCGGUGACGCUGUCUCUCUUGAUCAGCCUCGUCAUGCUCAUGAAGUCCAUGAUAUGUCACAGGUGGGAGCAAAAAUUUGUUUUCAAUAACUGCAUUAAAAUGACCCACCUUUUGUUUUCUGACGCCUGAUUUUAACUGUUUCAGGACUAACCUGAAAGGACUGUAUAAGGGGGAGAUUUACAGCAUCUAUAACAGCAAGAAGACCAUCCGACCAUCCAGACCUGGGAUCGUCUGUUGGAUGGGUUUGACAGGAUACCAGGCUGCAAUCGUCUGUGUUGGUAAAGCAUGAUGAAAUAAAAUGAUAAUGUGAAUAAAUGAGGAAGAAAAAUCACAACUUUAAUUCUUAAAUACACCUCUAUAUUAUUUAAAGAUCAUUUUUUCUACUAUUAGUGAGCCACAGAGAAGGGAUACAGGUAAAGGAAACAACAAUAAGGAUAAAUAUAAUUCAUUUCUAUCUGAUCUCUAAAAAGACAAAAAAUCAUUCCAUAGAUAUAAUAAAACUGGGACUAAACUGGUUUAAACUGGUCUGUUUCUCUGCUCUAUCUGCAGGAAUGGCCAUCCAGACCGUUGUGUUUUUCAUCUGCUUCUUGUUCCUGGUGUUUAUGGUCAUUAUUCCUGUUUUUUACGGACGUAACAUGAUGGCCUUUGAAAUCGUAGGAAGAGCAUGGUGAGUCAGGAGGAAGUCCUUUAUACUUCGUUAAUGAUUCGUGUCAUUAAAGAUCCUUUUUUGUCUCAGGCCGGCCUGGGUCACUCUGCUGCUGGUCUCUGCGCUCCAACACGUGACCGCUAAGUUCGCGUUCAUCAAGAAGGAAGCUGGAACGAGAGACUUGAAUAACAGGUGUGUGACGCUUCUCUCACCUCAGUUAUAGCAGAGGUUAGUGAGGGAACCUAACGAUCUACAGAGGUUAGGUUGCUCUCUACCCCAAACACAAACUAACUCACUCAGAUAAAAAGAUCUCUGUUUUAGUCUCUUUCCCUCUCCUGUCCCAACGCUGCAGACUUCACACAGCCUAAAAACUAAAAGCUUUUUUUAGCACGUCAUUAAACAUGGAGGCGGCGGCGGGCAGACGGGGCCGGAUCAGGAAAUCUGUGAAAAUGGGACACAGUUACCUAAUCUAGUCGCCCUCAAGGCUAAAGUGAUGAAUAGCAGAGAGCCAAUCCAGAGUGAUUUGAAAACAGGUGAUCGAAUCGAAAAGGCGAAGAGACGAUGACCUUGAAUUAAAACCUGAGCUCACCUGAGUCUGACACUCUUCCUGUUUCCAGAGAGAGCCUCUACCUCCUGACGUACCUGCUCUUCCUCAUCAACACUGUGAUGGGUCUGAUCGCUGCCAUAUGGAGGGUGGUGAUCACCUCUCUGUACAACAUCAUCCACCUUGGCCGUGUGGACAUCAGUCUGCUGCACCGCACCGCAGAGGCCUAUGACCCAGGUACACGUCCAUUUACAUUUCUGCCAACUCAAACUUUAAUCUGGACACAAUCUUUCCCAAUUGGACAUAAUUAAAAGACUUGUUUACCAUAUUGUUUAACCCCAUCCAGCCUACAGUUAUUACACCAACGCCCUGAGGGUGGAGAUCAGCCAGUCCCAUCCGGUGAUGAAAGCUUUCUGCGGGCUGCUGCUGGACCUGAUGGUGGAGGGCGGACGGAUCGGACAGAGAAACAAAGACCCAGAGGAAGGUAGAGACACACCUGGAGGAGAUCAUGGGACACAAAAACAACAUAAAGUCAAGUUUGAUCUGUAUAUCUACUCUUCUUCUUCUUAGCCAACUUGUUUUUUUCUUCUGCAAGGGCGAGCAAAGACGCCUCCACGCACCACUCACCCUCUUGUGAUUCUGAUUUGCAUAACCGCCCACUCUGCUGCAUACAUUAUCCUUUAAUUACAGACCCUACUCACCUCAGUCUGAUGUCUCAAACGCUCUCCUGUGGUUUCAGGGAUCCAGGAGAACGGACCGAACAAGGCGAACAACACCCGCAGGAUUCGCUCUCGCUGGCAGCUGAUGUACACGCUGGUCCACAACCCGUCCUUGCUGGGCUUCAGGAAGCACUUCCAGACGACUCAGACCGCCGAGAGCAUCCUGAACGGGACUCCGAACCACACCGCCAAGUCAGGCAGCAGGAGGGAGGCGGAGAAACCAGCCCCAGAGCCGGACCAGCUGGCUGAGACCCCGACGCACCAGGAGAAAAAUGAAUGA
Molecule: messenger RNA, 9318 nt
Organism: Xyrichtys novacula (pearly razorfish)
Lineage: Eukaryota; Metazoa; Chordata; Actinopteri; Labriformes; Labridae
Source: the annotation of a GenBank genome assembly